UUUACCACCAUUAUCAUCAUCUCUCUAUCACGCACACAUAUUCUUCCUUUACCUUAUUUUAUAUAAGAAAUGGCUUCUUAUGAAUCACAAAGAGAUGUCGCUGAAUUGGCGACCCUUGAACAAACUAAAAAGAAUGUGGAGGAUGUCGAGGAGGUUCUAAAGAAACUCGAACAAACUUAUUUGGGGAAGGAAAAAGUCACAGAUGAUACGCUUUUGAGUGACGAAGAAAUGGAAAAGUUCAAUCAGAUGAUGAACUGUGUAAAACUUCUGAACAAUUGUUUGACAAAGAUAGGACAGUCAUUGCCGCUAAAAGAAGGAGAAAGAGAAUUAGUUGAAGUUGAAGUUGAUUUCAAGAAUAUACCCUAAUUAAAUGUUGAAUCAUAACAAUAACGAUGAUGGUGAUAUAUGUCAUAUGUUGGUUCUUUUUUUUUUUUUUUUUUUUUUUAACAUCUGAUAUUACUUUAGUUUAUCUCAAGAAGUCCAUAGAAACCUUCAAAUUUCCAUUGACACCAAUUAUUUUCACCAUGGCAUGAGGGAAUUAGCUCGAUACGGGUUCAAAAUUAAUCAAACUAUCAAAGGCUUGGAUGGAUUUGAUUAUGAGUUAAAUAAGUUUCACUUAAAUUU
This is a messenger RNA of Arabidopsis thaliana (thale cress), 624 nucleotides long. RefSeq lists its product as uncharacterized. The transcript is spliced from 2 exons. NCBI's taxonomy places the organism in Eukaryota, Viridiplantae, Streptophyta, Magnoliopsida, Brassicales, Brassicaceae. The record is from RefSeq and is marked reviewed. Bases 70 to 366 code for a protein of 98 amino acids.